Molecule: messenger RNA, 2700 nt
Organism: Arabidopsis lyrata subsp. lyrata
Lineage: Eukaryota; Viridiplantae; Streptophyta; Magnoliopsida; Brassicales; Brassicaceae
Product: probable alkaline/neutral invertase A, chloroplastic
Exons: 6
Coding region: 602-2503 (633 amino acids)
Biological process (GO): sucrose catabolic process
Cellular component (GO): mitochondrion
Molecular function (GO): sucrose alpha-glucosidase activity; endo-alpha-N-acetylgalactosaminidase activity
Source: RefSeq, a predicted model, not a curated record
UAUACUUAAAAGAGCAUCAUUAUAUUUAUUUGGUUAAAAAUGUUAUAAACGUAUUAGUUUAGUUUGUUAUUUGGAAUUGGCAGAGUUAAGCUUGUGAUUAAGGGACAUGUGUGGAUGAGGAAAGAGACAAAAGAGAGGAGGAAGAUGCAAGUGGGAAACUCAUUUUAGGUUCGGAAUCUCACGGGCUUUUACAAGUGGUCUCAUCACGUUCGGAUUUUGCUUCGGAUCAGAUAAAGACAAAAACCGAAGCCGUGAUGUCUUGCCUUUUGACCGAAAAGCCGUAAUGAUCCGAGUGAAUCGAUGCUGUUUAUCCGUUAGAUCUCUACCACGUGUCGGCUACUACGUUGCAUAUAAAGUUACACAUACGAUGUAUAAAUACUUGAUUAAAACUUGUACAGAAAUAGGAAUUUUUUAAAACGAAGUUUGGUGUAUUAAUAGAAACCAUAAUGCUUGAUGCGAUCAAAUUAGCGGUAAACUAGUUCCAAAUUCCACAAACAUUCUCUUCCUAAUACAGAUUUUCCCAUUUCAGGAAUCACAAAAAUUUUAGAUAAAUAACCAACACAAGAAAGCUUUUUGCAAUCGUAGGUGUUGUAUCCUGAUUAUGAAUGCCAUCACUUUUCUUGGAAAUUCAACGAUGAUACCUUCACAUUGCAUUCUCCGAGCGUUUUCGAGAAUCUCUCCAUCUAAAUACAUCCGAGACACCGCGUUUCGAUCCUAUCCUUCUCGGUUCUCAAGCUGCAACAACCAAUACAGGAAUGCAGAUUCAGAUAGAAUCAUCAAACUGAGAAAUGUUGUGCCAUUUUGUACCGACAGGCAAAGCUCUGUUACAGCUCAGGUUGUUUCUGAGGCAAGAAGUCUCUCUGCAUCGACGACCUGCGCAAAUGACACGACCUUGGAUCAAAUAUACACGAAGAACGGUUUAAAUGUGAAACCUUUAGUUGUCGAGAGGUUAAAAGGACACGAGAAAGAUGAAGAGGUGGUCAAUGGAGAUGACAAAAGCGUAAACAGAGAUGGUUUCGAGGGUGUUAAGAGUAAUGACUUAGAGGAAGAGGCAUGGAGAUUGCUGAGGGAUUCAGUAGUGACAUACUGCGAUUCGCCUGUAGGAACGGUGGCUGCUAAAGAUCCAACUGACACAAUGCCAUCAAACUACGAUCAGGUCUUUAUUAGGGAUUUUGUACCUUCAGCUCUGGCUUUUCUGCUGAAGGGAGAAAGCGAAAUUGUUCGAAACUUCCUUCUUCACACGCUGCAGUUGCAGAGUUGGGAGAAAACAGUUGAUUGUUAUAGUCCAGGACAAGGGUUAAUGCCUGCGAGUUUCAAAGUCAGAACUUUACCGCUUGAAGAGGACAAGUUCGAAGAGGUUCUGGAUCCAGAUUUUGGCGAAGCAGCUAUAGGUCGUGUUGCUCCCGUUGAUUCUGGUUUAUGGUGGAUAAUAUUGUUGAGGGCAUACGGGAAAAUCACAGGGGAUUACUCGCUUCAAGAGAGGAUAGAUGUUCAAACAGGGAUAAAGAUGAUUGCAAACCUGUGUUUAGCAGAUGGGUUUGAUAUGUUUCCCACACUGUUGGUCACUGAUGGCUCUUGUAUGAUAGAUCGACGUAUGGGUAUCCACGGCCACCCUCUUGAGAUCCAAGCUUUGUUCUAUUCCGCUCUGCGGUCUUCUCGUGAGAUGAUAACUGUAAAUGACAGCUCCAAAAACAUAAUAAAGACAAUCAGCAACAGACUCAGCGCAUUAUCAUUUCACAUCAGAGAAAAUUAUUGGGUUGACAAAAACAAAAUUAAUGAAAUUUACCGUUACAAGACAGAGGAGUACUCCAUGGACGCCACCAACAAGUUCAAUAUCUACCCGGAACAGGUUUCUCCAUGGCUAAUGGAUUGGGUUCCUGAAAGUCCUGACUCGGGAUUCCUGAUAGGAAACCUCCAGCCUGCUCACAUGGAUUUCAGGUUCUUCACCUUGGGAAACCUCUGGUCAAUCAUCUCCUCACUAGGAACACCAAAACAUAACCAAGCUAUAUUAAAUUUGAUUGAAGAGAAAUGGGACGAUCUUGUUGGUCAUAUGCCGCUUAAGAUAUGUUACCCGGCUUUGGAAUCUUCAGAGUGGCAUAUAAUCACCGGGAGUGACCCAAAGAACACGCCUUGGUCUUACCACAAUGGCGGGUCAUGGCCAACACUUCUCUGGCAAUUCACACUGGCAUGCAUCAAGAUGGAUAGACCAGAAUUAGCAGAGAAAGCAGUUACCAUGGCAGAGAAGAGGCUCCAAGCUGAUCGGUGGCCAGAGUACUACGAUACAAGAGACGGGAAGUUCAUUGGAAAACAGUCCAGGCUUUACCAGACAUGGACAAUUGCUGGUUUCUUAACUUCAAAGCAAUUGUUGCAGAAUCCUGAAAUAGCAUCUUCCUUGUUCUGGGAAGAAGAUCUUGAGCUUCUAGAGUCUUGCGUGUGCGUUCUGACGAAAUCAGGCCGGAAGAAAUGUUCACGAGCUGCAGCAAAGUCUCAGAUUCUUAUCUAAAUUGUCCAUAAAACAGACUUAGGAUAACAAUUUCCUGUUGAAACAAAUGUGUUAUACACAGGUUAACCAAAUUUAUACUACAAGUCGUCUGUAUGUAUAUAGUAGUUGUUUUCUAUAAAUUAUGUCACAUCUCUCACUAACUUCCCAAGCAGAUGAAACAUAACACAACUAAAUAUCAGUUUUCCUUUUAUUACUAA